Messenger RNA from Coniosporium apollinis CBS 100218, 990 nucleotides. RefSeq lists its product as uncharacterized. The record is from RefSeq and is a predicted model, not a curated record. The transcript has a single exon. NCBI's taxonomy places the organism in Eukaryota, Fungi, Ascomycota, Dothideomycetes. Bases 1 to 990 code for a protein of 329 amino acids.
AUGCCCCAACUCUUCACCUCCCUCUGCAUCACCGACCCCAACAUCCCAGGCGAUCCAAUCAAGUUCCACAGCGCCGCCUUCCGCCUUGGACCGCGGGGUCUGAAGGUCGGUGCGUGUAUGUUUCUGAACUUGCCGUUUGGUGAGGGGCAGGGCGUAGGGGUAGAUGUUGUCAUGGGUGGGGAUGGACGGCUGAGGUGUGUGCUUGAGAUCGCGAUGCGUUGUGUCAGCGUUGGUGGAAAGAGAAGGGGAAGGGAAAGUGAAAGAGGAGAGAUGUUGCUGGCAAGCCAGGUUGACGUUACGGAGGCUGUUUGGGGGCUCGUGGAGAGGUGGGUUGACGAGGGCGCUGAAGACGAAGGUAGACAUUUCGAGGCGGGAGAAAGCGAGGGAUCCAUGGGUGGUGGUGAAAGGCUGUCCUGGUGUACCUUGCCAACAUCGUUUGGAAUCAGCGGGGCAGAGCUCAAAGCGGUCGCGACGGACUUCACAUGGCUCGACCUCUCCGAUGCGGAGAUCGAAGCAGCGGCCGCGUCGCCUAUAGCAGACGUUUGUUUCUCCCCGACCGAGCUCACCCACAACUUCGUUGGAGGCGACCCUCCCGCCAUACCAGACACCGCCGCAUUCACAAAGUCCACCGACGUCGCUUCAGAUGAGCUGGCCUUCCUCCGUCUAUGCCACGAGAUCCAGUCCGACCAUCAAGACUUUCUAGUCUUCGCCCCUUCCUCUUCCUCCUCUUCUUCUGAGUUCAACACACCAGUACUCAGCGGCUACGUCAUCAGAUAUGUCUCACCCAGUCUUUCGUCUUCUCACACAGACCUUCGCGCGAAUUUUGGGCGCACGGCACCAGAGGAGCUGGGUGAGCUGGCGGACAGGCUGGAAAGCGGGGUUGAGGUGGGGACAGGUGUUAGAUGGGGUGUUGAAGGGCAAGAGAAGUGGAGUAAGUGGGUGAGGGUUGGGGAUGGGAGGAGUGAGUGGUGGAUCUGCUUUCUUGUUUGA